Molecule: messenger RNA, 2082 nt
Organism: Penaeus monodon (black tiger shrimp)
Lineage: Eukaryota; Metazoa; Arthropoda; Malacostraca; Decapoda; Penaeidae
Product: peptidylprolyl isomerase domain and WD repeat-containing protein 1-like
Biological process (GO): protein peptidyl-prolyl isomerization
Molecular function (GO): protein binding; peptidyl-prolyl cis-trans isomerase activity
Source: RefSeq, a predicted model, not a curated record
ACAAACGCGUUCGCUUGCCGCUCACAGCCAAGCCGCGGCGGCGCUCCAUCCGACGGGAACUUUUCUGUGUAUGACAACGACUUAGUAGUUUUCCUUGUGAUUUGCUGACAUGAGUGGAGAGGAAAGCAAGCGCAAGCGGUGGGUUGGACCUCGGCCAGAAGAGGCAGCGGCGGAGCCUAAGGUCAAGAAGAUCAAAGUUUUAGAGCAUGAGGCCAUGUACUUAGAUAAUCUCCCUUGUGCUGAGUAUUAUGAAAAGAGUUACAUGCAUCGAGAUACAGUGACACAUGUUGUUGUUACCAAGACAGACUUCAUCGUCACUGGAAGUUGUGAUGGUCAUAUCAAGUUUUGGAAAAAGCAAGAGGAAGGUGUGGAAUUUGUUAAACAUUUCCGUGCCCACAUGGGAAAUGUGCAGCACCUUGCAGUCAACACGUCUGGCACCAGGCUGGUGUCCAUUUCAAAGGAUAAGACUCUGAAGGUCUUUGAUGUAGAGAAUUUUGAUAUGAUCAACAUGAUCAAGUUGAGUUUUGUGCCCAACACUUGUGAGUGGAUCCAUCCUUCAUCUGAUCCUCUACACACACUAGCUGUUUCGGAUAGUGAAAGCCCCAAGAUUUACAUCUUUGAUGGUCAUGGAGAUAGUGAGCCUCUUCACAUUCUUGAAUCCAUCCACACAAAACCUGUGACACUAAUGAAGUAUAAUCAGAUUUAUGAUGUGGUUAUCUCAGCUGAUGAAAUAGGCAUGAUUGAGUACUGGUGUGGUGCAAAGAAGGAAUUCCAGACACCAGAUAAUGUUGCAUUUGAAUCGAAACUGGACACAGACCUCUUUGAGUUUGUGAAGAAUAACACUUUUCCAAGGUGUAUGACAGUCUCACCUCAGGGUCAUCAGUUUGCAACAAUUGGAGCAGAUAAGAAAGUUCGAGUAUUCAAAUUUUUGACAGGGAAGCUUACUCGAGUCUUUGAUGAGAGCUUGCAGCACUACACUGAACUGCAGCAGAGAAAACAACAAAUACCAAAUAUGGAAUUUGGUAGAAGGCUUGCUGUGGAACGUGAUGUUGAAAAAGGCGGUGCUCUCAGUGUUUGCAAUUUAGUAUAUGAUGAAAGUGGUUACUUUAUACUGUAUGCUACUAUGCUUGGAGUGAAAGUUGUCAACCUAUACAAUAACAGGCUAGUAAGAACAAUAGGCAAACCGGAGAACUUGAGACUGCUUAACCUUGCUCUUUUCCAGGGUAAAGCCAAAAAGAACAAGGGUGCCUUGACAAUGGAGAUGGAGGCAUCAGAUAACCCUGCCCUUGAGGCUGUUCAAGCAGAUCCCACUCUGGUAGCUACAGCUUUCCGUAAAAAUCGUUUCUAUCUGUUUACCCGCCGAGAUGCUACAGAUACUAAAAGUGUCGAUACAGACAGAGAUGUGUUUAAUGAGAAACCAUCUAAGGAAGAUAUAAUUGCUGCAACAGAACAAGGCGGAGGCCAAAGACUUUAUGAAACUGCUGUGAUACAUACAUCACUUGGAGACAUCUCACUCAAGCUCUUUCCCAAGGAGUGUCCCAAAACAGUGGAAAACUUUUGUGUUCAUGCAAAGAAUGGAUAUUAUAAUGGACACAUCUUUCAUCGAGUUAUCAAACAAUUCAUGAUUCAGACUGGAGAUCCUCUAGGUACAGGAGUUGGUGGAGAGAGCAUCUGGGGAGGGGAAUUUGAAGAUGAAUUUCACCCAUCACUUCGCCAUGAUCGACCUUAUACACUUAGUAUGGCCAAUGCAGGCCCAAAUACUAAUGGAUCACAGUUCUUUGUUACUGUUGUUCCUACACCUUGGCUUGAUAACAAACAUACUGUGUUUGGCCGAGUGAAUCGUGGAAUGGAAGUUGUUCAGAACAUCUCAAAUGUUAAGUGCAACCCAAAGACAGACAAGCCAUAUGAUGAUAUAACUAUCAUAUCAAUAACUGUUAAGUAACGUCAGUUUAAAGCAAGAAUUGUCAAAUACUGUAUAAAUUUAUAGAUUUUUUUCCUAUGUAAUUUUGAUCAUAGUGACAAUGAAUUUUAAAAAGUAUGAUUAUCCACAAAAGAAAAGGUAAUAAAAAAGGAAAAGACUGC